Oryzias latipes (Japanese medaka) is the source of this 3299-nucleotide messenger RNA. RefSeq names its product T-box transcription factor 16 (gene tbx16). Lineage: Eukaryota; Metazoa; Chordata; Actinopteri; Beloniformes; Adrianichthyidae. Gene Ontology annotation, cellular component: nucleus; chromatin. The record is from RefSeq and is a predicted model, not a curated record. Gene Ontology annotation, molecular function: RNA polymerase II cis-regulatory region sequence-specific DNA binding; DNA-binding transcription factor activity, RNA polymerase II-specific. Gene Ontology annotation, biological process: cell fate specification; positive regulation of DNA-templated transcription; heart morphogenesis.
AUUUCUGAAUGAUCAAGACCAGCAGGACUGACCUCAGGGGUUUGCAGGAUUUUUCUUUCACACUUGAGGCAGGCCUCUGUCACAUUUUGGAAUUUGUCUGGCCCACGGAUUACACAUUGAGUUUUCAUGAGAGAGCUUUCUCAGCCAGAGCUGCUGCUGCAAGUGAAGAAUGCAGUCCAUCAGAGAGCUGAAGUCCAACUUCAGUGGCCCUCCUCCCACUGCCAUCACUGGAGCCCCUGAUGCUUAUCUUCAGGGUAACAUCAGGAUGACUCUGGAGGAUCCCAACCUCUGGAGAACAUUCCAUGAAAUUGGAACUGAAAUGAUUAUCACAAAGCCAGGCAGGAGGAUGUUUCCACACUGUAAAGUUAGCCUUUCAGGCCUCAUUCCAUGCGCCAAGUACAUCUUGCUGGUUGAUAUGGUCCCUGAGGAUGGCUUUCGCUACAAAUGGAACAAAGAUAAAUGGGAGGUGGCAGGAAAAGCAGAGCCUCAACCUCCCUGCAGGACCUACGUCCACCCAGACUCCCCAGCUCCUGGGAGCCACUGGAUGAAGCAGAGCAUCUCCUUUCUUAAGCUGAAGCUCACCAAUAACACGCUCGACCAGCACGGUCAUAUCAUUUUGCACUCGAUGCAUCGAUACCAUCCACGCUUCCACGUCGUCCAGGCAGAUGACCUGUUCAGUGUCCGCUGGAGUGUCUUCCAAAUGUUCACCUUCCCAGAGACGUCCUUCACUGCAGUUACCGCCUACCAGAACACCAAAAUUACCAAACUGAAGAUUGAUCAUAACCCCUUUGCAAAGGGUUUCAGAGAUGAGGGAACCAACAAAAAGAGACGUGCAAACAAACAUCUCACCUGUUCGGAUAAAAGAGAAAAGAGGACAGAGAUUUCAAACAAUGAUUCCAAGCAGGACAGCUCACCAGAUUUCUGUACGUCGUCCUAUGACAGUUAUGAUGGAGAAGAUCAGUCCAAAAGGAAGGAGGAGGAUGUUAAGGAGGAGCGUUACUCACCAUGGGGGGCUGAGAGGGAGCAGAUUAUGAGGACAGACUCUCCCGUGUGUGUGGAUGCAAGAGACAUGUACAGCAAUGAGCAGCUUGUUCCUGCUCCAGCUUCCUUCCAGGCCUGCAGGGUGCAUGAGUAUGGGAAAUCUCCAUCCUCCUCCCCCAGCUCAGGCAGCAGAUCAGGAAGAAACAGCUUUGGACCCAGGGCUCCUGACGUCGCCACUGUCCCUGACCACCAGUCCUCAAAGUCUCGCGUGCAUGAAGCCGGUCCCUCUCACUGCGCCCCUCAACACCACCUCCCAGGCCCUCAGGAUUAUACUGGGGUGCUCAACAUGACUGUGGGCCAGGCCAGCAAGCCAGGGGUGAUUGGACACCACAUUUACAGCCCCUACGGUUCAGAGCAGCCGCUCGGCCAGUGGGGCGGCCCCGGACCAGCUCAGUAUCCCCCUCCUCCCCAUCUGACUGCUGACUACAGCUCACAAGCUGUGCACCACGGCUAUCACCAUGGCAAUGUAGCAGAGUGGAGUCAAUACCCACUGUUCUCUUAUUCCUGCUGGUGAAGUUAACAGUGUUGAGACUCUGGAUGAAGCAGUGCUCUCAUGUCUGGGAGUGCAUGUCCAAACACGACUGAGAGCAGGAUGAUUUCCUUUAUGCUGAUUUAAGAUAACCUGUGCAAAACUCAUUGUUUUAUAAUUGUCUAUUUAUUUUUUAUUUCGUCUUACCUCUCAGCAAAAAAAAAUAUUUUUGUAAAGAGAAAAAAGGUGCAAUGUAUGUCUGUGUGAAUUGUGAUGUGAAAAUAAUAAAAACAUGAAGGUUAUUUUCUGCUUACAUGGGAGUAUUUAUUAUGUUACCCUCUCAGGAAUAUGGUUCACACAUUUUCUCUGUUAUUUGGACCACACGUAUUUAAUUUUUCAAGUGAAGAAUAUUAUAUUUUAUUAUAUACAUUUUGUUGUAGUGAGACGCAGACUGGCAUGACAAUCACGACUCCUGAAGAGUUUUGUUUGUAUUUCCACAAAUUGGGGGCCACUCGGGUCUUAACAAGCCCAGCAUGCAUUAAAGACGGUGUGUUACUGUGACUCCGGCUCACAUGCUGGGGUUUACCUACAGGCACAUAAAGAGCUGGACAGCCCUCAUUCUCCAUGUCAAUAGGCCUUAAGCAGCAUGAAAAUGGGGGCUGUUGGUUUCUUUUGACAUCUAAAAACACAGGCAGACAGACCUGUCGCCCUGAGUGGAUAUGAGCUGCUAAUGACUGUUGCAACACUGGGGGAGGCGCUUCCUCGAGGAGCAAUCUAGUUUUAUUGUGGGUUUUUACUCAGUGCUAUUCAUUAUCUUGCCAAAACAUCAACCUUCCAACUUCCUCAGUUUACAAGCAUUAGCUAUUAUUGCAGCUUAGAAAGAAUUAUUCACUUGAGUAAAUCUUGGCUCACAGUAUAUGGAAACUGGGGAAGCACAGUAACAUUUGUAAAACAAAUAAGAAAUAAAUCAAUAUUUUUUUCAACUUUUUAUGUUGAAAAGAUGUUUUUCCCUUUAUUUCUUUUCAUUUUCAUAAAAACGAUCUUAUACCUGGGAAAUGAAAGGGAACAGAAGAAUAAAACUGGUUUUCUGCCCCUUUUACAUUCUUGGAAAAAAAAAAGAGUGACAAAUAUAUUUAAAAAGGUAUGUAUCUAAACAUACACACGCCUGCUUGUGGUUUACAAAGAAGAAUUACAUGUAAUAGUACACAGACACUGGCAGGUUUGGAUCUUAUUUGUAAAUUUGGGUACCUGGAAUUAAUCAACAAGGUUGAUUGAUUGUAUUUUAGUUGCAAUUAUUUUCCAGCAAUUUAGUUUCUUGUAUUGUUUUUAGAUUGUUUUAUAUCUUGACUUCUUGAAUUGAAACAUAUUUUUUUAUCUGAACUUUGGCAAUGUUAAAGUCUAAUAUCCUUUUAAAUCUUCUUUGUAUGUGGCAGAUUAUUCUGAUGUGCUUCAUGCAUUACUCCUAAAAUACCUUGAUCAACUACAUCUUUAAAUGUUAAUAUUUUUUAUUUGCUGAAUGAUGGAUUAAAUGAUGUAAACACUGCCAGAGAUAAUCUUUCAUCUUUGUCACCUUUUUUGUUUCUAGUUUAACGUCUUAUAUUGCCAUUUGAUGGUCUUUGCACAAAUCCUGACAGUUUUGAGGUCGUCUGUGGUUUUUCUUCUGAAUCCUUACAGCCUAUUAGAAAACACCCGGCAGAAACAGAACCAUCUCAGAGGACAGAUCUCCAUCCACCACUUGUUUGUUCCCUAUUGAUUUUUAUUGAGCUCUUCCUCUUCAGCACAGCAGGAG